CUUAAAACUUUAGUUCUUUAAGGUGCUGCGCAUGAGUUGUGGGGUGGCAGUGCGCCGUAUAAACCGUAUGAUAGAGUUUCCCCUCUUUCGAAUAUCUAACCUUGCAAGUGUAUGUUUACCCUUAAGAAAUAUUAACUCUCAAACAUUUCAAAGAUUUUUAGAUCGAGCAAAGUCCUUUAAAGUAAAUUCUGAGGGUAAGCGAGAUAAAGAAGCCUCCCAUUGCUCUAAAAACAAAAAAUCCAAGCAAAAAUUGAAAAGGGUAGCGGUUAGUCCGUAUCAAAUCUAUGUAGCUAGCAAUUUCCAAAAGCUCUACAAGUCCGGGUUGAGGCCUAAAGAAGCUAUAAUGCAAGUUGCGCGAAAGUGGAACGCAUUGCUCGACUGCGAAAGAAAAGUUUUUCAAGAGAAAUCAGAAAAGUUAAAAAGCUUACUUGUUGAUAAAAUAAAAAACCCGGUAGCCUACAGUCUCUUCCUUAAAGAGCGCUACGGUGGUUUGGAGGAGAAGCUGCCCCUCCCUAUUGCCAGUCCCAAAUUCUCUUCCGAGUGGUGGGCCCUUGCUGAGGACGUUAAGGAGAAAUACGUUGAAAAGGCUAACCGAAUGAAAUCCAACGUAAAAGACCUAAUCAAAAAGAAACCGGCUGGCUUUGAUUUGUUCUUAGAGCAGCACGAUUGGGGGGAAAAUACAGUUAAGGCAGUAAAUCAUCUCAUUCAACUGUGGAAUCUACUACCCGGCGAAAAGAAGGAGGAGUACAAGAAGCAAAGCUCCAGCUAGUGAAGACAUCUUUUGCUCAACAGAGUGCCGGGCGUUUAUGAUUAUUAGCCACAAUUUGCCUAUAAAAAAGAAUUUCCUAUUGA
This is a messenger RNA of Zophobas morio, 852 nucleotides long. RefSeq lists its product as uncharacterized. The record is from RefSeq and is a predicted model, not a curated record. The transcript is spliced from 10 exons. Lineage: Eukaryota; Metazoa; Arthropoda; Insecta; Coleoptera; Tenebrionidae. Bases 32 to 769 code for a protein of 245 amino acids.